AUGAUUCCGCUUUCCCGUCGAAACGUAGCCACCAGGGCGGCCUCGUACACUCGACAGAGCCUUCCUCGACCGGCUCGUCUCUACUCGACCCCCAGUCAAAGGCUCAAUGCUCCCGCGGAAGUGUUUUCGGCCUCGUCUACUCCCCCACCCGAGUAUCCUGCCUACCUCCCUUCUCCCUCUGCUGUUCCCUCCACUGCUUCCUCGGCGGACCUACAUCGCGACCUCGAUGCAUUCCUCAAAACCCGCCCAUCCUACACCGUCCUUCCAAACCCGUCUGUCGAGCCAGGUGUCCACCCAGAACUCUAUCCGGACGGUGAUACUCAGCACUCGGUCGCGAUCAUCGACGCCUGUCUGAGCGAGUAUACCGACGUCCCCCGCGCGAAAGCCAUCUUCGAACGCCUCCAGUCGAGCACCACCGGUGCCGCGAUCCUCAAUUCCGCGGUGUACAACCGCCUUCUCGGCGCGUACGUCGAGAUGGCGAUCAAGCGCGACCAGUUCAAUGUCGAAAACUGGCUCGCGGACGCCCGCGCCCUCUACCUGGAGAUGGAGAAAAGCGGUGCGAGCAAGAUCGUCCCCACUCCGCACACGUACGCCACCAUGCUCCGGGCAUGGGUCUGCGACCAGCGCGCAGGGCCGCGGCGACGGCGUUCUGAAGACGAACUCCCAGACCCAGGCAGUCUGAUGGACGCUUUCCUCGCGCGUCGGAUCGCGCCGACGCUGGUGGUGUCGGACCGCGUGUUCGUGGACAACGAGGAGGCGCAGGAGGCGAUCACGGCCUUGUCGAGGGCGGCCGUGGAGAAGGGCCAUUCCGCCGUGAUCUCGGAGCUGGGUCUGGCGCAGGAGUUGGGCAAGCAGUAUGAAGACCCUCGGGAGAAUGUGCCGGACGUCAUUCCCGUUACAAGAAAGGUGAGCAUCAAGGUGGCGCGCAAUCCGGACGGGUCGAUAUCACAGGUCGUGUCCGAAGAACCAUUGCCUCAAAGCGAAGUGCCGUUCAAUAUCAACAUCCUCCGUCGCCACCUCAGUCAGACUAUACUCGCCCGACGAGUCUUGGCCACCGACGCCGCGACUCGACAGCGCAUGCUGGAACAGUCUACGUACAGCAUCGCUGCGGAGCGCAUGAAGCACCAGGCGGAAACGUUGGGGGGUCUGGGCUUGCAGCAGGGUCUCAAUCGUAACGACCUUCGGACAUGGAUGUGGGAGUGGCACCAGAAACUCCGGGAACGUCUCAAGGGCGAAAUCGACAAUCUCGUCGUAGAGGAGCGCGUCCUUGGUGAGUCGAAGACAAAGCGGUCGCACAAGGCGGAAGAGGGGUCACUCUCCCCGUUUCUGAGGCUUAUCUCUGCGGAAAAGCUGUCGCUCAUCACGAUCCUCGAGAUCAUGCAACUGUACAACACGGGUGGCGUACAAGACGGCAUGAAAACCGCGCGCGCGCUGCUUCAUAUUGGGCGCGCCAUUGAGAUGGAGUACAAGGCUGAGAUCGCGAAGAAGAGCGCUAUCCCGGUCGUUGUUGCGAGUGCGAGCCCAGUGAGGGGAAACUUGUUUUCAACCCAGGGUUACCAGGACCUCUACACGCGCCGGAUGCAAGUGCGUCAGUACAACGAGGAGUCGGAGGACUGGUCGUCGGAAUGGACAGCGAUAGUCCGCAUCAAGCUCGGCAGCUUCCUUCUAGACUCGCUCAUGGAUGUCGCUACCGUCCAGAGGACCGCCAAGGAUUCCAGGACAGGAGAGACUUGCACCGAGGAACACCCUGCGUUCUACCACACGUACGAGUACGUUCGAGGUCAGAAACUUGGGAUAUUGAAGUUCAAUCCCGCCGUGGCCGCCCGUAUGGCGACUGAACCUGUCGCGGAUUCGCUUCAUCCUCGAUACUUGCCCAUGGUGACCAAACCUAAGCCUUGGACGGCUCCCAAUGUUGGCGGUUACCUCGAAAGUCGCUCGUACAUCAUGCGCUUCAAGGACUCCCGCGAACAAGCCAACUAUGUGCAAGCCGCGGCUGAGGACGGUCGGAUGGAGUACAUAUACAUCGCACUGGACGCACUAGGCGGCACUCCUUGGCGGAUCAACAAGGACGUCUUCAACAUCGUGCUCCAGGUAUGGAACUCAGGCGAACGGUUCGAAAAAAUCCCUCCUGCCAUCCCGGACGAGCCCAUGCCGGAGCCCCCUGCAAAUUACGAGGUCGACCAGUCUGCCAGGACCGUCCAUCAGAGACGUAUGAAGAGAUGGCAGCAGAAUGUGGCAGAGAACCACUCCGAUCGGUGUAGUAUCAACUACAAGGUCGAGAUCGCGCGAGCAUUUCUGGGCGACACCUUCUACCAGCCUCACAAUCUCGACUUCCGUGGCCGCGCAUAUCCCAUGCCUCCGCACCUGAACCACCUCGGAGACGAUCUCUGCCGUGGUCUGCUUCUGUUCGAGAAGGGGAAGCGGCUCGGCGAGCGUGGUCUUCGGUGGCUCAAGGUCCAUCUCGCCAACGUUUUCGGAUACGACAAGGCCAGCUUCGACGAGCGUGUCGCGUUCGUCCACGAGCACUUGGAAGACGUCUUCGACAGCGCAGACCAUCCACUCGACGGCAAGCAGUGGUGGAGGAAAGCGGACGACCCGUGGCAGUGCCUCUCGACGUGUAUGGAGGUCGCCAAAGCGAUGCGGUCGCCCGUGCCCGAAGACUACGUCUGCGCGCUUCCUGUGCAUCAGGACGGGACUUGCAACGGGCUACAGCACUAUGCCGCGCUUGGCGGCGACCCAGAGGGUGCUGCGCAGGUGAACCUAGCCGCCGGAGACCGCCCGUCGGACGUGUACACGUACGUCGCGCGUAUGGUGGAGGACCAGAUGGACAAGGAUAUCGAACGGGGUUCCGAGAUCGCGAAGCUCCUGCAGGGGAAGAUCACCAGGAAAGUCGUCAAACAGACGGUCAUGACUACCGUUUACGGCGUCACGUUUGUCGGUGCACGCGAGCAGAUCGAGCGUCAGCUCGAGGCCCGUGGAGACAUUCCCGCCGAGCUCGUUUGGGACGCGUCGUCGUACCUGGCGAAGCUCGUGCUCGGGUCCAUCGGCAACUUGUUCAAGGGCGCUAAAGACAUCCAGAGUUGGUUGACGAUGAGUGCGCGUAUGAUCGCGAAGUCGAUCCCCGAGGACCGUCUCGAGAAACUGAAGACGGACAAGACCGCCGAGUGGAAACAAGACCAGAUGACCUGCGUGGCAUGGACGACUGCGCUCGGGCUGCCAAUCGUGCAGCCGUACCGUGCGCUCCGCAAGCGGCAGGUGCUCACCAAAAUGCAGACGGUGUACAUCGCGGACCCGAACAUGAGCUCGGUCGUGAACUCGACGAAGCAGGCGGCAGCGUUCCCACCCAACUUCAUCCACUCGCUCGACGCGACACACAUGAUGCUCACCGCGCUCGCGUGCGCGGAGAAGGGCAUCGAAUUCGCGUCCGUGCACGACUCAUAUUGGACGCACGCGUGCGACAUUGACAAUAUGUCGGCCCUUAUCCGAGACACGUUCAUCUCGCUGCACUCGUCCGGCAUCCUCGAGCGGCUCGCGGAGGAGUGGAAGUCACGCUACGCGACUCACAAGGUGCCGAUCUCCUCGCUCCCCGUGUCCUACAUCAAGUCGAUGUCCCCCGAACUGCGCCAACGGUACGGUCUGGAAGCCGUGGAUCUUGAGCGUCGUACUGCGGUCGAGGAGGCUGCGGCCGCAAAUGACGCAGGGGACGAGGACGCCGGAGCCGAGGACGCAAAUAUCGACGCCGAGGUGGAGAAGCCUAAGAAGAGGAAGCCAAGGCGGAAGAACAGCCCCAACCUCAGCGAUCUCGCCGGCGUUGAGAGCGACAAGUUCAACAACGCGUUCAUCGACCUCAAUGACUUGAUCCCCCCGCUCCCGGAAAAGGGCCAGUUCGACGUCGGCUCGAUCAAGGAGUCCCAGUACUUCUUCUCGUGA
Molecule: messenger RNA, 3930 nt
Organism: Epithele typhae
Lineage: Eukaryota; Fungi; Basidiomycota; Agaricomycetes; Polyporales; Epitheliaceae
Product: DNA/RNA polymerase
Exons: 7
Coding region: 1-3930 (1309 amino acids)
Biological process (GO): mitochondrial transcription
Cellular component (GO): mitochondrial DNA-directed RNA polymerase complex
Molecular function (GO): mitochondrial promoter sequence-specific DNA binding; protein binding; DNA-directed RNA polymerase activity
Source: RefSeq, a predicted model, not a curated record